CUGGUAGAUGCCCCUAUAUGGUCAAAACGAUUUCGCAAUACUUGGAGCAGCAACAAAACAUACACAAGACUUCAUCAACUAACUUAUUUGGUCAACGAAAAAUACGGACAUUUACUCCCAACUUGUUAUACUUUUGACGACACCUAAAACAAAAAAGCAGACAAGGUAACGUCGUUGAUUUGACUCCAGAAACUCCAGUCUACAGGAGUGCGUGCAGACACCCAUUCAUCCAGAGUGCCACCCAACCAGCACGCCAGUCAUAGCAGACGGACAGUGAGGCGAGCGGCCAGCAGAUCCGAACCAAAUGAGCAAGAGGUCGCAACAGACGAUAAACACGGAGCAGAACAGGGGGACUGUUAGUGUGAUCCAGGGCCAGGCUAGUGGAGCAACAACAACAUCAUCAAGACCACCAGGAGGAAGCUUACAGCUGGUACCCCAGCUAGUCCCUGCGACCCCAGCCGGAGGAGGAGGCAAGGCCAAGAUGAAGAAGACGUCGGGGGACAAGGACAGUGACGAGUACCGUCAGCGGCGGGAACGGAACAACCUGGCGGUGAAGAAGAGCAGGAUGAGAUCCAAGCAGAAGGCCCAGGACACGCAGCAACGUGUCAACGAGCUGAAAGAGGAGAACGAGAGGCUGGAGGCCAAGAUCAAGCUGCUCAGCAAAGAGCUGUCUGUCCUCAAGGACCUCUUCCUGGAACACGCCCACAACCUGGCCGACAACGUCCAAGCACCUGGCGCGGAGGGGGCCAGCCCCGCCCACAACAACAACAACAACAACAAUGGGGCGUGUAACAACAACAACAACAGCAGCCAGUGAGAAGAGGGCAGGGACAUGAAAUAUGAUACCUCAUGGUUGAGUGCUUCCCAAAUGGCACCCUAUUUCCCCAUAGGGCCCUGGUCUAAAGUAGUGCACUAUGAAGGGAAUAGGGUGCCAUUUUGAGUCAACCAGGGUGAUGGUAAAUAGACAGCUCGCCACUGCUUCUUAACCAUACUGGAGUUUCUUCCUCUCGCUCCUCCCAGAGAUGAUAUAUACUGGCAGAGAGAUUUCACUGUUGUCUUCUUUGUGCGUUCAGAUUGGUUCACAAUGAUUUUUUUUUAAGAGUUUUUGUCCACUUUUUUAAAUUUUUUUUUAACAAUUUGGAGACAUUUCUAAAGAGACCCUGUUGUGUUGAGUCACACGAUAAACUAUUCACUAGUUAAGAUGAUGAUGAUGUGGGUGAGGGGGGGAAAGUAUAUAUUUUAUUUUUAUUCUUUUGGUUUCUUGUUCCUUUUAAGAGAAUGUUUGGUGAACUAGCUACCAUUUUUGUCUGGCGUUGUAGUAUUGUCAGUACAUUCACUAGUUAAGAUGAUGUGAGGGGGAAAGUAUAUAUUUUAUUCUUUUGGUUUGUAGUAUUGUCAGUACAUUCACUACGGUUGAAGUUAGUCAGAAUGAUGCCUGUUUUUUCAUUUUUUGGGAUGCAUCUGUUGGCUUCAGAUAUGCACACGUUGUACAUUUUUAUUUUUUAAAUAUAUAUAUAUAUAUAUAUAAUUUUUUUGUGUCCUAAUCGAAUGGCUUUACUUCUGCUUUGAGCUGUUUUGGGUAGAAGAGGACUGUAAAUAUCAAGAGUCAAAUACAAAGAGGUGAGAUGAGAUUGGACCCAAAGCCUAACUUAAGAUCAGCUUAAACCUUCUUCUUCUCUUGUUUUUUUUUGUUGUUGCUCAAGACGUGUUGUGUUGUUGACGUCAGCUUUUCAUAAUCUCGAGUUUUCAGGCCUGUGUGAGAUACAGUCAGUCACUGUGUUCAUUUACCCAUAGUUCCAACAGGCCUCAGACCAGCCCUUUCAGUCAGAGACCCAGAGAGACAGAGGUGGCGCCCUGUUCCCUAGACGGUGCACUAGUUUCGACCCCCAAUGUGGUGCUGGUCAAAAAGAAAAGGUACAAAUGUAGUUCGCUAAAUAAGGAAUUAGGAUGCCAUUUGGGAUACGGGGGGGGGGGGGCGGGACAGGGGACAGAGGUGUGUUCGCAGUUAAGGAGUGUCCCAGCCCAGACUAGACAGCCCAGACUAUCAUGCAACCUCCGUGGGAUUAAACUCCAGACGUUUCGCACGGCGUCACAGGCCGCAGCUAAUUCAAAGUUAAGCCUUUCUCCAAACCAACCCUAAAACCUGGAGAGAAAGACAGAACAACAGGACAAUGAGCCAUUCUGUCUGUCUGGGCGUUGGGGAUGCUAAAUCACCUCCUAAUUGGCCCCGGCUAGCUAGAACAGAGCGAGGCACGUUGGCUCCCGCUUCCAGUGGUGUCAGGCUCAGUCAGAGGCUCAGUCAGAGGCUCAGUCAGAGGCUCAGUCAGAGGCUAUCAGAAUGUGUAGAGAGAAAGGCAGGCUCAGUCAGAGGCUCAGUCAGAGGCUCAGUCAGAGGCUCAGUCAGAGGCUCAGUCAGAGGCUCAGUCAGAGUCUCAGUCAGAGGCUCAGUCAGAGGCUCAGUCAGAGGCUAUCAGAAUGUAUAGAGAGAAAGGCAGACACCUGAUUUUUUUUGUUGUGUGUUUUGUUUCUGUUGUCAGACUUGAGUUAUUAUCUGUAGGAUUGUCUCCUUUGAAACAACGGCAUAUUCUGAUGUGAUGAUGAGGAUGAAGAUGAUGAUGUGGAUGCGUAUUUGGCCAGAGGAGUCGACGUUGUCCGUUGAGUGUCUGUGAUUUAUAGAAUGCGUCCCCAAUGGCACCCUGUCCCCGAUUUUUAUUUUUUAUUUUUUUUUUUUAUAGUGCACUACUUUUUUGAGUAGAGCCUUGUCAACAGGCACUAUAUAACUAUAUCUAGGGUGUCUCUUGGAGUGCUGUUGUAGCCGUCUGUACCUCAGGCUACCAGCCACACCAAACAGGGCCUUUUUCUUUCUCAGACCUCUGAAACAUCUUUUCAAUUGCUUGUUUUGUUUUGUAAUCUUUGUUUUUCUUACAACUUGUAUUUUUUAAAAAGCAGCAUGAUGGAAGUGGUUUGCAUGGGG
Molecule: messenger RNA, 2974 nt
Organism: Oncorhynchus mykiss (rainbow trout)
Lineage: Eukaryota; Metazoa; Chordata; Actinopteri; Salmoniformes; Salmonidae
Gene: cebpg
Product: CCAAT enhancer binding protein gamma
Biological process (GO): DNA-templated transcription; regulation of transcription by RNA polymerase II
Molecular function (GO): RNA polymerase II cis-regulatory region sequence-specific DNA binding; DNA-binding transcription factor activity, RNA polymerase II-specific
Source: RefSeq, a predicted model, not a curated record